GUGUUAUGCUUUCUGUGCUUCCAGAUAAAAUUGGUAAAGCAUUUGGAAAUGGUACCCUGUCCAUCUCUUCAAGCAGAAAUAAUAAAUUUGCUGAACUCAUCAAUUCUAAAUACACUGAAGAUUUAGUUGAAGCAAUCAGAAUUUUGUAUUGGGUAUAAAUAUAUAUUAUAAAUAUAGCAAUAUUUGCAAAAUAAGGAUCUAACUCUUUAUAUUUCAAGAAUAAUUAAUUUACUUCCUAGAGAAGAUCUUGAAUUAAAGAGAUUAUGCCAAAUUUUGAUUAGUGAGUUUGCAGCUUAACCUAAUGCAAGAACAAGCAAAUCUCAAGGAGAUGUUCUUAUUUUAGCUACAGCUCCAAUUUUUAAGGAUUUAACUAAUUUGAAUACAUCAAUAAAAUUAAAUGCUCUUAAAACAUUAUCAAGUUUGAGAAUAUAAGAACUUACACCUAUGUUAUUUACAGCAAUUAAAAAGAUUUAAGCUGAUAAAAAUCCAUUAGUAAGAAGAAGUGUUGCAAUUUCAAUUCUUAAAAUGCAUGAUAUGUGUAAUGAAGAUGUAUAACAUGAUGAUUACAAUGAUAUUGUCAAUUUUCUACUUAAAGAUACUCAUUAGACUAGAUUAUAUGCUAUUUAUGUAAUUUUUAAAAUGACUGGAGAUCUUUCAAUAUUACACAAAUAUUAUUUUUAACUCAUCAAAGAUUUACUUAAUUUUAAUAAUUUUGAUUUGGAAAAAGCUCUACACAUAUUGUAUUAAUAUAGUGUCAUGUAUUUCAAAUAAGGUGAUAAGGAUCUAAUAAAAUUAUUGGAUGCAUGUGAAAUCCUUCUAAGAUUACCUUAUCCAGGCAUAGUUUUAGCAAUAUCUAGAUUAUAUCUAUAAUUCCCAUAAGAAUCAAGAAUUAAGAAACUAAUUAGAUCUGUUGUUAAAUUUUUAAAUAUUGGAUCUGAAUCCAAAUUUAUAAUUCUUUAAAUGUUACAUUAAUUAGCUCUCUAAUAUCCAUAAUAUUUGAAAGAACAUUAUAGAGCACUUACUAUACUAUAGAUUGAAAAAUUAUAUUGUAAAUUACUUAAAUUAGAAAUUCUAUCCUUAUUGAUAGAUGAAAAUAACUUUAAUAAUAUUUUAGAAGAACUACUUUAUUAAGCCAGAUCUAAUUAACCUUAAUUGGUAGCUGUAGCUGUCAAAUUAUUAUCUAAAACUACUAUUAAAUUUCCAAAAUUUAUUAAACGAACAAUUAAGUCUCUUUUGGAUAUAUUAAAAACGGGUAGUUCUGAUACUAAAAAUCAUGUAAUAGCCUCUUUUUGUAAUUUAAUUAGUACCCAAGAAAGUAAAUUGCCUCUUUUAGCAAUUUGUCUAUAAAAUAUUGAUGAUAUUAGUGAUAUUAGAUAUAAAGCUACUGUUAUAAAACUUCUUAGAUAAGAAAUAGAUUAAAUACCUACAAUUGCUGCAGAAAACUUAAGAAAAUUAUCAUUAAAUUUUUAAUAGUAACAUGAAAACGUUAAAUAUGAAGUAUAUUUUUUAAAUAUUUUGAAUAGAUUUUAUUACUUAGUCAUUAACUAUAAGUCCUUCAUUAAGAGUAACAUAUUGAAUUGCUUCAUUAAUAUAUUAUGACUAUGGCUAAAUUUGAUUCAAGUCUAUUAGUUAGAGAUCUUUAUAGAACUUUAGCAAAAAGUAUAGAUUUUAAAGAAAAUUUUGUGCAGGAAGAAGAGAGCGCUGCUCCUCUAUUAGAAAAUAAUUAACUUCCUAUAGGAUCAUUAUCACAUUUAGUUGGAAUAAAUAUGCCAGGAUUAAAGUUACCUUAAUAUUUAAAUGAAGACACAAGCGAGAAAAGGAAGAUUGAAAUAAUAGUUGUACCUUAAAAAGUUGAGCAGCCUUAAUAACAAUAGUAAAAUCAACAAUAAAAAUAAUAACCUUAAACUUAAAAAUAAUAAACCUAAUAAGUAGAAAAUAAAAAAGAAGUUCUUAAAAAAGUAGAAGAAGAUGUUAAAAAGCAUUAUUAAAAUUUAGAUUAAGUUUUAAAUGAUUUUUUUACAGAUUGA
Messenger RNA from Paramecium sonneborni, 2027 nucleotides. NCBI's taxonomy places the organism in Eukaryota, Ciliophora, Oligohymenophorea, Peniculida, Parameciidae. The record is from the annotation of a GenBank genome assembly.